AUGGCUCAAGCAACGCACGACUGGGAAAUCCGCUUCUCGCAAUCCAGACACAGAGCCUAUUUCUAUUCGAACCAGCUCAAGAAGUCGUGCUGGGACCGACCGGCGGAGAUCUCGCCCGAGGAGGCCGAGAAGCUGCCCGGGGCCCACCUCCUCCAGGGCGCCGUGACCUCGCAAGGGCUGGGUGGCGCCCUGGACAACUCGAACAAAGUUAGAGCGAGUCACCUGCUGGUCAAGCAUGCACAAAGUCGAAGGCCGGCGAGCUGGAAAGAGGCCAACAUCACCCGAACCAAGGACGAAGCGAUGGAGAUCCUGAAGGGCUACCAAGGCCAGCUGGCGGCGGUCUCCGAGGAGAAGGCCGCACUGGCCAGCCUGUUCGCCGAGCUCGCCAACGCCCAUUCCGACUGCUCCUCCCACGCCAGCGGCGGCGACCUCGGCUUCUUCGCCCGCGGACAGAUGCAGAAGCCCUUCGAGGACGCCACCUACGCUCUCGAGGUCGGCCAGUUGUCCCAGAUCAUCGACACCGAAUCCGGCGUCCAUCUCAUCUUGAGAACCGCCUGA
This is a messenger RNA of Puccinia triticina, 558 nucleotides long. RefSeq lists its product as uncharacterized. Lineage: Eukaryota; Fungi; Basidiomycota; Pucciniomycetes; Pucciniales; Pucciniaceae. The record is from RefSeq and is a predicted model, not a curated record. Bases 1 to 558 code for a protein of 185 amino acids. The transcript has 4 exons. Gene Ontology annotation, cellular component: nucleus; cytosol. Gene Ontology annotation, molecular function: peptidyl-prolyl cis-trans isomerase activity; protein binding.